AUUGAUAUAGUGUGUACUUUUCAAUAGAUAGUCAAAGCUGAAAUAACGAAUCUUUUCUUAACUAAGAUUUAAACCGUUCAAGUGUCAGAUAAAGAUUUGUGUGAAUACAUAGCACACUUUACAAUCAAUAUAGUGACAAAAGAGGCGAAAGUGAUAACAAUGGACGAUCUUGUACGACCCGACCUACAGAAUUAUUCUCCAGCGUCAAAUCUGUCUUUAAAUGAAGAAAUUCAGAAAAGAUUAGCUGCAGGAGAAACUAUAUACCACUUUGCUUUCGGUCAGUCACCAUUUCCUGUCAUUGAAACAGCGGUUGAGGCCCUAAAGGAGUAUGCAGGAGAAAAUGCUUAUUUACCAGUUGCAGGAACAUUGGAACUCCGUCAAUCGAUAGCAAAAUUCCAUAAACACUUCGAAGAUUUAGAUAUUGACCCAGACAAUAUUAUCGUUGCGCCUGGAAGUAAAGAACUAAUAUUUCUCCUGCUACAAAUAUUUAACGGAGACGUAUUGAUAAUAUCGCCGUCUUGGACAACAUACCAUCCCCAAGCAAAACUGUCUUACCAUAACCCAAUCAUUGUGAACACAACACUAGACAAAGAAUGGAAGAUAACGCCAGAGGAUAUCGAAAAGGUCGUUAGAGAGAAUGAAAUCCACAAAAACAGAAUAAUCAUUAUGAAUAAUCCAGAUAAUCCAUCAGGAACCAGUUAUACAAGAGAAGAACUUAAGAAAUUAAGUGAUUGUUUUCGUCUAAACAACAUACUUGUGUUGAGUGAUGAGAUAUACGGUCGACUUCAUUAUGAUCAAGAUCACACCUCCAUUUUAAAGUAUUAUCCUGAGGGUACAAUAUUAAGUACUGGGUUGUCUAAAUGGGCCAGUGCUGGAGGAUGGCGAGUUGGUUACCAUGUUUUCCCUACAGAGCUUUCAUCCUUAAAGAAAGCUGUACGUAGUGCUGCCAGCCAUACAUACAGCUGCUGUCCAGCUCCAAUGCAGUAUGCUAUUACAAAGAUGUUUCAAGAUCUUGAUGCAAUAGACAGUUACACGAAGCAUUGUUCAAGGAUUAUGAUGACAGUAGGGAACUAUUGUCAAAGGGAAUUAACAUCUGUUGGUGUGAGAUGUGUCGUGCCUAAAAGUGGAUACUACAUAUUUCCUGAUUUUGAAAUUAUGAGAGCUAUGUUGAACAAACGUGGAAUUGCGACAUGUGAACAGAUGUGUAAAGCUAUGACAGCCGAAUGUUCCGUUGUGGUAAUGGCUGGCGGUCCCGCUUUUCUGAGACCAGUCGAAGAGCUGACGACAAGACUUUGCUAUGUACCAUUUGAUGGAAAAGGAGCGUUACAUGCUAGUAGAAAAUUAGGUCUGGACAAACCACUUUCGGAAACGUUUGUGCAAGAGUAUUGCAAACCUGUUUAUGAUGGAAUACAAGCUUUAACGACCUGGGUUAUGAAACAUACUGAACAACAAGUAAACAAUAUACGAUAAUCCAUUUCGUAUUUCCUUUAAGUUAUUCCGAUUAAACAUUGUUUCUGCUAGAAGAAGGAUUAAUCAAAACAAUAACGAGAUGUUUAUAUUUAUAUAUUUGCUUUAGUUUACAUUUGGAAUUUAUGAAAUAAAUAUUCGAAGCGUU
Molecule: messenger RNA, 1615 nt
Organism: Mytilus trossulus (common blue mussel)
Lineage: Eukaryota; Metazoa; Mollusca; Bivalvia; Mytilida; Mytilidae
Product: aspartate aminotransferase-like
Exons: 12
Coding region: 160-1470 (436 amino acids)
Biological process (GO): biosynthetic process
Molecular function (GO): catalytic activity; pyridoxal phosphate binding
Source: RefSeq, a predicted model, not a curated record